Crotalus tigris (Tiger rattlesnake) is the source of this 6562-nucleotide messenger RNA. RefSeq names its product peroxisome proliferator activated receptor delta (gene PPARD). Gene Ontology annotation, biological process: positive regulation of transcription by RNA polymerase II; cell differentiation; hormone-mediated signaling pathway. The transcript has 11 exons. The coding region runs from base 526 to 1983 and encodes 485 amino acids. The record is from RefSeq and is a predicted model, not a curated record. Lineage: Eukaryota; Metazoa; Chordata; Lepidosauria; Squamata; Viperidae. Gene Ontology annotation, cellular component: nucleus. Gene Ontology annotation, molecular function: RNA polymerase II cis-regulatory region sequence-specific DNA binding; nuclear receptor activity; zinc ion binding.
GCGGUAGCGUCAGGCUCAGCCUGCGUGACGUCGGGAGGAGUGAGUCUGCUGCUGCUGUUGUCGGCCCGUGGGACGGGGGAGGGCGUGAAUGACAAAAGUUCUGCGGAGCGUGUGACCCGGGAGUGUGGGCGCCUCGCUGCCGGCAGAAUUCUAAUGUGUGGAGACAACAUUUCUUUGAAACCAAAAAAAAGAGGGUUCAGCAAAAUUUAUGAGGUGUCAGCUUCCCUCCACUUGGGAUAUUCCUUAUGCUGAUAUGGUAAUUUCAGAGUGGCUGUCAUCAUAGGUGAACAAAGGAACAAACCCCUCUGCCAUCUUGGGAAGUGAGAAGUGUUAACCCCACUCAUGACUGUAGAAUUCUGUGUUCCUUUGUGACAAUAGCUAUAUGGGUGCUGUAUCCUGUCCCCAAACAUCCUGAUUAGAGGUUAGCCGGAACAGCCUGGUAGGGGCCCAUUUCCAGAGAGACGUGGAUGAUGCCAGAACUAUGACAGGGACUGCAGUCUUGGCAUUGAAGGGAGGUGAUCAGUUAUGGAACAGUCAAAGGAGGAAGUACCUGAAGUCAGGAAAGAAGAGGAGGAAAAGGAAGAGACAGUGAUGGCAAUAAGUGGAACCUCAGAGCCAAAUGAAGGUCUAGAUAAUUCGGCACCAUCUGCCAGGUAUACAGAUCUUUCUCAGAGUUCGUCUCCUUCUCUGUUGGACCAACUCCAGAUGGGCUGUGAUGAAGCAAAUUCAGGAAGUCUAAACAUGGAAUGUAGAGUCUGUGGUGACAAGGCAUCAGGGUUUCAUUAUGGGGUACAUGCAUGUGAAGGCUGUAAGGGAUUCUUUCGUCGAACGAUCCGCAUGAAGCUAGAGUAUGAGAAAUGUGAGCGGAACUGUAAAAUUAAGAAGAAGAACCGAAACAAGUGCCAGUACUGCCGCUUUCAGAAAUGCCUUUCACUAGGCAUGUCACACAAUGCCUUUCAGUUAGCACAAAAGCACCCAUCCAGAAGAAUGGAAAGUUUCUUUCCACCAAAAAGACAUGCCUUUACUUGCCUGGAGAAGGAUAUGCUACCUUGCACUCCUCAUCAGCAUUGUACUUGGGGAGCCAUUCGUUUUGGCCGCAUGCCAGAAGCUGAAAAAAGGAAGUUAGUGGCAGGACUGACAGCUACUGAAAUCAGCUGCCAGAACCAGCAGGUGGCUGAUCUGAAAGUCUUUUCCAAGCACAUCUACAAUGCCUACCUGAAAAAUUUCAACAUGACCAAAAAGAAAGCACGAGGCAUCUUAACUGGAAAAGCCAGUAGCACCCCUCCUUUUGUGAUUCAUGACAUGGAUACCCUGUGGCAAGCUGAAAAGGGUCUGGUGUGGAAACAACUGAUAAAUGGGAUGCCGCCAUACAAGGAGAUUGGUGUUCAUGUUUUUUACCGCUGCCAGUGUACAUCAGUCGAGACCGUGCGGGAGCUCACUGAAUUUGCCAAGAGCAUUCCUAGCUUCAUCAGCCUUUACCUUAAUGAUCAAGUAACUCUCUUGAAAUAUGGGGUGCAUGAGGCCAUCUUUGCUAUGCUUGCCUCUAUCAUGAAUAAGGAUGGACUCCUGGUGGCCAAUGGCAAUGCUUUUGUGACACGUGAGUUCUUGCGCAGCUUGCGCAAGCCUUUCAAUGAAAUCAUGGAGCCCAAAUUUGAAUUUGCUGUGAAGUUCAAUGCCCUGGAGCUAGAUGACAGUGACUUGUCCCUGUUUGUAGCUGCCAUCAUCUUGUGUGGAGACCGCCCUGGCCUAAUGAAUGUUAAACAAGUGGAGGCGAUACAAGACAAUAUUCUCCAAGCUCUUGAGUUCCAUUUACAAGCUAAUCACCCAGACAUUCAAUACCUCUUUCCUAAGUUGCUGCAAAAAAUGGCUGACUUGAGACAGUUAGUGACUGAGAAUGCACAGUUGGUGCAGAAGAUCAAAAAGACAGAGACAGAGACUUCUCUGCAUCCUCUCUUACAGGAAAUCUACAAGGACAUGUACUGAGGAACUUAUAUUUAUCAAAUAGGUGAAAGCCAUGGAAUCCAGCAAAUGCUUGUAUAUUAGCAAAGAAAUCUCUGCGUCUUCCAUUUCUUUACUAGAAUUACUUUACUAGAUGAUUGGUCUAUGCUGUAUAUGGUGGCUUACAGUAAAAAAUUUACCACUUGGUAUAGACCAGAGGGCUUCCAUUAACAUACACUAAAUGAAACUUAAUUUGUUGCUACAGUUCAGCUCUUAGCCCUAUUCCAGAGCUGCUGAGGUAUUUACACACACCCUAUAAAUGUACUUGAAUUGUUAUAUUAGAUAACAUUAAUUGUGCCCAAAUUAUUAUAGCAAGUAGUACCUUUAAUUGACAGGUACAAAAAUAGCACUUCAUCACAAUCUUUACAUAUUAUUUUUAUAUUUCAACAAUUUUGGCUGGCCCUAAGUGUAAAUUAUAAGAUAUUAUAAGGAAAUUAUAUGAAUACAGGUAGUCCUCAACUUACAAUAGUUCAUUUAGUGAACGUUCAAAGUUACAAUGGAACUGAAAAAAGUGACUUAUGGCCCUUUUUCACAGUUACAACCUAUCCAGCAUCCCCGUGAUCAUGUGAUCAAAAUUUGGGUGCUUUUGGUUCAUACUGAUGAGCACUGCUGUGUCCCAGGGUCAUGUGAUCACCUUUUAUGACCACCUGACAAGCAAAGUCAAUCAGGAAGCCCAAUUCACUUAACAACCGGGUUACUAACUUAUCAACUGCAGUGAUUCACUUAACGACUGUGGCAAGGUCAUAAAAUGGGAUAAAACUCAUUUAACAGAUGUCUCACUUAACAACAGAAAUUGUGGGCUCAAUUGUGUUAUAGGUUGAGGACUAACUAUAUAAAUUUCCCAAAGAAAUAUCCAAGGGUAGCAUGAAGAACAUGAACACUCCUUGCAGCAAUUCUUUUAACUGGAAAGGCCUUUGGUUUUCAGCCUCAGUGCACAAAAACAGACAUGGCUGAAAGGCUUGUCCCUCCACAUGGGUUUUUACAUGCCUCUGCUCAUUCUAUACUUCAGGUUGUUGAAGCUCUUCAUGAAUUAGUAUAGUGCUUGCUUAUUUACGUAGAAAAGUGAGCUUCCCUCUCCCUCUCUGUUCAGAUACUCGACCAGUAAUGAGCUGGAUGAUAGCGGCCAAAACACAUUUGCAUCCUUCAUUUCAGCUAAAGUAGCUUUAAUGUUAUCUAAAGUUUGAGAAAAAAAGAAUCAUCCUGAUCACCUGAAUAUUUUACUUUUGGGGAGGGGAGAAUACAAUGUAAGAAAGAUUUUAAAAGGCAGCAGACAGAUUCCUGUGAAAUCAGGGUGAUUUACGGAUGGUAAAUAGAGUCAAUAGUAUUUUAUUUUGUGAUCUGUGAUGCAGUUUCUUAUCAUGUCCUUUCCAGGAGGAGGAUUCUUAAUAAUUGCACUUUUGUCUUUCCCACAAGCACAAACACCAUCCUACCUUUCAGGCCUGGUCAUAAGUUAUUUCUUCAGUGCCAUUUUAAUUUAAAUUGGUCACUAAAGGAAUGAUUGUAAGUCAGGGACAACUUAAUUGUUUUAUGGUAAGUUGUACAUGUUCAGAAAACAUUUAACAAUUCAAUGGUCUUAUCAAAAAUUCACAAUUUAAUAUUUCCCAAGCAUUUGAAUUGGGUUACAAUUUUGGCUCCUUUUUCUUUCAUGAUUGUUCCUGCUUUAUUCCAUAGGUGUGUCAGACAAUUUUUGUUAAUAUAAAUUUUCAGCAUAGGUCUUCUUUACUACAGAAGAUUCCCGAGUGUAAGGACUUUAUUGUCAUAUUGAUGUGCCAGUAACAUGGAAUAAUUAUGCCUCUACCAUGUUGAUGUAAUGUGGAGUUUGUUAGACUUCUUCCUGUGGUAACUUCCAAUGUGUCCUGAGUGCAAAAUAGAUCAACAUGGUGGUUGAAUGUGGCAUUAAGAGCAUUGUCAUGUAAUUGUGGUAAUGUUUUUCUUGCUACAUUGUUAAGUAGAUUCUUAAUUUUCAGAGAAGAAAAAUUACUAAAAAAAGAACCGGGAAUACCAAAAGUAGUAUAUCUACACAUGUAUACAGCAACAGAAUUUUAGAUGAUGCAAAAAUUACUUAAAUUGGCUGGUUGUCCUGACAUUUCAGCUCAAAUCAUGUAGAUUUUCUGCUUGUUCUACAUAAUAUUUCAGUUUUUCAUUUCUAGAUUUAGGUAUAGAAAUUGACAAAGAACUUUAAGUCUUAAUUCAUGACACUAAUAACUAACAAUAUUUUCAAACUGACUUUUUAAAAAGUACCACCAUUUUGGUGGGGGAGGGGAAAUAAAGCAGUGUUUAGCAAGAGCUUUACAUGGAGGAAGCCUCCAAUUCACAGAACCAGUUAAAAGAAUGAGGCGAGUGAUAAGAAAGUUUCCUCCUAUGCCACUGCCACUGGGUGUGUGUGUGUGUGUGUGUAUACAUUAGUCAAAAAACAGUUCGACCUUGUACAAAUUAGCUUUCUAUGCUUUCUUUUAUGUUCUUAGUUAUCCAAGAAGGAAAAUACUAAACAAUUGUUCUAUCUUUCUGAGACAUAAAUAGCAGAAAGAAAAGAUACACCUUAGGCCACCUGUAUUCUUGCUUUAGCAAAAUACCAUUUUUAGGCUAGAACAACGUAAGGUUACCAUUUAAAGAUGAGGACUAAUUUGCAAAUAAGCAUGUACUUUAAGUGAAGGAAUCCCAGAUUCUGUUUACAGGUAGGACUUGGAGAGACAUCUGAAAUCCUGGAAUACUAUCAGUAAUCACUGUAAACAGUACUGAGAUAGGGUAACUUUAUAUUUUGCUUCAUUAGUUUUAUAUUUUGCAGUCUUAGCCAUUCCAUUGUGACUCAUAUAAUUUGCUAGACCGAAAGCUUGGUUAUCUUUUUUUAAGAAAUAAAUGCUUAUUUUUUUUAAAAAAGUGAUCUGCAAACAGAAAUAACUGAAUGGAAAUUUGAACUGGGCAGCCAAGUUGCUUAAAUUUUAUUAUAAUCUAGGUAAUUUACUACCAACCUUUAAACAAAAUCCAGAAUGAAUUUUGCAAGCUGUAGAUACUCUUGCAGCCAAAGCAUAUUUUUUGGCAUUAGGCUUAUGUUUAACAACUUGCCUAAUAGAUGCAUCCAGUUAGGAUUUAUGAGUAGGUUGAUGAAGCCAUUGAAAAAUGGAUCAAUAAUUUUCUCUGCUUCUUUAUGUCUGUGAUUGCAGAAAGUAUUCUCCUUCAUUGGUAGUAUCUUCCUUGCUAGAAAUCAAUUUUUUAAAAAAAUAUUGAUCCUUUCUUUGCCAGCCACCUUAAAAAUCCAGACAACUAGACUUGUAGGAGACAGGUAAAACAUCUUUUACUGGUGAUAAUGCUUUAAAAUACUUAAGGGACCGUAUACACAUCUAUGCAGAAAUAAAUUAUUUGAAGAUUGUUUUGCAGCCAUAAUAUUCCUCAGUUACCUUUUCUGCUCCAAACAUUUUUUCCAUGUGUUCCAAUUUCAGACUGCCAAUACUAUUAAUUGCAAAUCCUGUGCUGUUUUUCUAUGGUAGUUGAACCCAUAAUAGUUCAAUAAUCUUUUGUGAUCGUCAUGCAUAGGCUAGUUCCAUUAAUCACUUUGACAUGAUAGCUACCAUGUAUAACUAGUCAGAAUGUUGUUUUUCUUGCUAACUUAGAGGAAGCAAGGUGUUUGUCCCUUCUUCCAAAUCAGCACAGAUGUACAGCAUGUGCUUUUGCUGUAUCUCUAUUUCCAGAAUGAAAUAAGUGGGAAGUUCUACCUCUACCUUGCAGGAAUGAUAUGAAAUGUGUUUUGUUAUGAGAAUUCGUGCUUUAGGAGCCACCAGUGAGGAAAUCACUUAAAAAAAUGGCUUGUGAGUUUUAUAUUUCAGUAUCUGCCUUAGACCUUCAUUUUAGCCACUAUUACUGAAGGCCGGUUUGCCCACAUCUUGCUGUUCCUCAGAUGUUGGAAAAAUAUUUGCAGCACUAGAAGAGCCUGCACUUUCUUUUUUUGCUGAGAGUGUAAUGUCAGAACAAUGUAGCAAUUCUCAAACUGAAAUGUAUAUUUUUGCUAGAAGUUCAGAUUUCAGAUGUUUAAAAACAAAUAGGGACUGACAACAUUAAAGAUAGAAAUAAAUAUUUAAGAAAUAAUUACAAUGUAGCUCUUCUUUUACCUAUUCUAUCCUUAGCUUCCCUGAGGAUCUAGAUUUAAUUUUUCUGUUAACAAAUUUCACAAAAAUACUGAACAAUAUCUCUUAGUCACAAUGUAUUAUGCACUUUUUUUGAGUAAUGGUAAAAUCUUUUUCGGGCAAAAUUGAUUUCUGGUCCUUGGGUUCUUCAGUUUGUUUUACUCUGAAUAUGAAUCUUUUUUAAAAAGAAAAAUAAUGUAUUUAAACUGAAAUAGAAGCAUACUGAAACACAAAAGCCAAUUUAAGAUAUACUUUUGGAAGUACAAAUAUAAAAAUGAUUAAUUUUGUCUUUAGCAUUAAUUUAGACUUUCAGGUAUAAACAUGUUUUCCUAUAUGCAAAUACUAUGAAAUGCCAUAAGUUUCAGAGUUUUACAUAGAUCUGUUUGCAUAUAUAAAUCCACAAGAGACUGUCAAUGUGACAUGCUGUUAAACAACAUUUUCUCUUG